Messenger RNA from Acomys russatus (golden spiny mouse), 1188 nucleotides. It is a transcript of the gene Lrrc19, whose product is annotated as leucine rich repeat containing 19. Gene Ontology annotation, cellular component: plasma membrane. The record is from RefSeq and is a predicted model, not a curated record. Gene Ontology annotation, molecular function: signaling receptor activity; protein binding. The transcript has 4 exons. Gene Ontology annotation, biological process: interleukin-8 production; positive regulation of non-canonical NF-kappaB signal transduction. Lineage: Eukaryota; Metazoa; Chordata; Mammalia; Rodentia; Muridae. Bases 31 to 1131 code for a protein of 366 amino acids.
AAAUGUUCUCUUUUCCCUUAGGCCUCCGACAUGAGAGUCACACCCUUCAUAACCUUGCUCUGGCCCUUCUCCAUGCUACUACUAUCUGACAAAAGCCAGGCUUCUCAAGCAGAAGUCAAAUGUAAUUUCAGCAGAAGGAAUCAUGCUUUGAUUCCAGAGGGUAUCAGUAACAACGUGACCAUCCUUGAUCUUAGUUAUAACGAAAUCACUCUGAAUGCUUCAGACAUCAGGGAACUACAGAUGCAUCCUCUGCUCACUGAGCUCUACCUGAUGAAGAAUAACAUCACUGUGCUAUGUAACAGUAGCUUCAGUAAGCUCUUCAACCUAGAAAUUUUAAAUAUCUGUGGAAAUUCCAUUAGUGUAAUUCAACAGGGCUCAUUUGUUGGAUUAAACGGACUAAAACAGCUGCAUCUUUGCCAAAACAAGAUAUUACAACUAAACCCUGAUAUAUUUGCGCCUCUAAACAACUUGAAAAUUCUGAAUCUGCAAGGCAAUUUGAUGCACCACAUUGACGCACCACAGCUACUGCAUCUGGAGUUACUAACUCUGGACGGAAACCCAUGGAACUGUACCUGUCGUCUACUUGAGUUGCAGAACUGGCUGAACACGUCCAAUGUGACAUUAGAAAACGAGAACAUCACCAUGUGCAGCUCCCCAGAUGACCUAAAGCACUGCAGCAUCAAGUCAGCACCUUUCACAGCUGACUGCCAGUCUAAACUCAUCUCCACUGGAACUGAAGAUCUUUAUAUUGAUUUUCAGUCCAUCAGGAAUUCAACUUCAAACAACUUAACACGGAACUCAGAACAUGAGCCUCCUGGCAGAAGCUGGGCUUUCUUCGUUGGUGUUGUCGUCACUGUCAUGCUAACGUCACUACUCAUCUUCAUUGCUAUCAAGUGCCCAAUAUGGUACAACAUUCUGUUAAGUUACAAUCACCACCGCCUGGAAGAGCACGAAGCAGAAACCUAUGAAAAUGGUCUUACAAGAAACCCAAGUUCUCUUUCACAGAUAACAGAUACGAACUCUGAAGACACCACAGUAAUAUUUGAACAGCUGCAUUCAUUUGUGGCAGAUGAUGAUGGCUUUAUUGAAGACAGAUAUAUAGAUAUCAAUGAGGUUCAUGAAGAAAAAUAAUUAUACUGUGUUGAAUAUUAUUAAAAAUAUCAGUCUGUUUAUAGCUUAGACAAAACG